AAGCAAUUCCGGUGAGUGCGGGUGUGGGGUCCCCACUGCUUGGGAAUCAGGACAGAGAACCUGAGUCGGGGCAAGUCCGAGAGCGAGGCUCACACACCCUGUCCGGCAGAUGACUGUCCACAACCUGUAUCUAUUUGACCGGAAUGGAGUGUGUCUUCACUACAGCGAGUGGCACCGCAAGAAGCAAGCGGGGAUCCCCAAGGAGGAGGAGUAUAAGCUGAUGUACGGAAUGCUCUUCUCCAUCCGCUCGUUUGUCAGCAAGAUGUCCCCGUUAGACAUGAAGGAUGGCUUCCUGGCCUUCCAAACUAGCCGUUACAAACUCCAUUACUACGAGACGCCCACUGGGAUCAAGGUUGUCAUGAAUACUGACUUGGGCGUGGGACCUAUCCGAGAUGUGCUGCACCAUAUCUACAGUGCGCUGUACGUGGAGUUGGUGGUGAAGAAUCCCCUGUGUCCACUGGGCCAAACUGUACAAAGUGAGCUGUUCCGCUCCCGGCUAGAUUCCUAUGUCCGCUCUCUGCCCUUCUUCUCUGCCCGAGCUGGCUGAAACAUCCUACCUCACCUCUCAGAAGAAUCUGUGACUGCAAGGGGUCCUUUCUAACUUGUGACACUGUAAGCCCUUACAUCUGCCCCCCUCCCAGGGUUUCAGACUUAAAGCCCACACUCCACCCAUCCCCUGCCCCGUGCCCUCGAAUCACCAAAAUGAAGUCCACAGAAUUCCCUAUGUCUCCAAACCGGCCCUUCUCUCCCGUUUUAUACCCUACCUGACGC
Castor canadensis (American beaver) is the source of this 771-nucleotide messenger RNA. It is a transcript of the gene Trappc1, whose product is annotated as trafficking protein particle complex subunit 1. NCBI's taxonomy places the organism in Eukaryota, Metazoa, Chordata, Mammalia, Rodentia, Castoridae. Gene Ontology annotation, cellular component: TRAPP complex. The record is from RefSeq and is a predicted model, not a curated record. Gene Ontology annotation, biological process: endoplasmic reticulum to Golgi vesicle-mediated transport.